AGAGAGAGAGAGAGAGAGAGAGAGCGAUCUGCUGCAGAGACAAAAGACAAGAGGGGGGACGGACCGGGACAAAGACAGCCAGACGGAGAGUAGGACAGACAGACGGACAAAGCGGGGGACAGACGGACACAGAGACCGGGAGGAUGGGCAGGCAGAGCGACCGUCGGUAGCGCUCUGUGUUCGGGCACGGAGCUCCAGGAUGAGCGUAGCGCUGCAGGACCUCCGGAACACCAUGUCCAGCUAUAAGCGAGCUACUUUGGAGGAGGAGGAAGUUUCCGAUGCUCCAGCUGAUGCAGCUUCGUCUCCUGACGGAGUGGAGGUGGGCUUCAGAAAAGGGGGCGUGGACAUCCUGGGCAGGAGGACACAGCUGGAGGUCAUCCUAUCUGUCCUGCUGCUCGCCACCCUGCUCGCUCUGACGGCGUGUCUGCUGGUGCUGGGACUGAGCUUUAGUUCAGACAGUGGGCGUGGCCUGUGCCUGUCAGAGGCGUGCAUCACAGUGGCCAGUCAGAUAGUGGAGGCAAUGGACCGCAGCGUCGACCCCUGUCACGACUUCUACCAGUUCGCCUGCGGUGGCUGGAUGAGGAAGAACCCACUGCCAGACGGACGCUCACGCUGGUCCACGUUCAACAGCAUCUGGGAACAGAACCAAGCGCUCCUCAAACACCUGCUGGAGAAUGGCACGUUUAACGGCAGCAGCGAAGCGGAGAAGAAGACUCAGUCCUACUACUUGUCGUGUCUCAACACACCGAGGAUCGAAGAGCUGGGAGCUCAGCCUCUCACAGACCUCAUCGCCAAGAUUGGCGGCUGGAACAUGACGGGUCCCUGGGACAAAGACAACUUCAUGGAGGUUCUGAAGGUAGUUUCUGGUCCAUACAGAGCUCAGCCUUUCUUCAGCGUUGGAGUCAGUGCUGACCCGAAAAACUCUAACAGCAACAUCAUCCAAGUGGACCAAUCAGGGCUCUUCCUGCCAUCCAGGGACUAUUACCUCAAUAAGACAGCCAAUGAGAAGGUGCUGGUGGCGUACCUGGAGUACAUGGUGGAGCUGGGGAUGCUGCUGGGUGGGGAGAGGAGCACCACCCAGCACCAGAUGCAACAGAUUCUUGACUUUGAAACAGCGCUCGCUAACAUCACCGUCCCGCAAGACCAGCGGCGGGAUGAAGAGAAGAUCUACCACAAGGUUACCAUCUCUGAACUGCAGCUCCUGGCUCCAUCCGUGGACUGGUUGGACUUCCUGCUGUCCUCGCUGUCCCCAUUGGAGCUGAACGACACCGAACACGUUGUCCUGUAUGCCAAAGAGUACCUGCAGCAGGUGUCAGACCUCAUCAACAAGACAGAACGCAGUCUGUUGAAUAACUACAUGAUAUGGACGCUGGUUCAGAAGAGUGUGACCAGUCUAGAUCAGCGCUUCGAGAACGCUCAGGACAAACUGCUGGAGAGUCUCUUUGGAACCAAGAAGCAGCAGUCCUGCACGCCACGCUGGCAGACCUGUAUUGGGAACACUGACGACACACUGGGCUUCGCUCUUGGAGCGCUCUUUGUUAAGGCGACAUUCGACAAACACAGCAAAGACAUUGCUGAGGAGAUGAUCAACGAGAUCCGCUCAGCAUUUAAAGAAGCUCUGGACCGACUAAGUUGGAUGGACGACCAAACCAGACAGGCUGCAAAAGACAAGGCAGAUGCGAUCUAUGAUAUGAUCGGAUUCCCAGAAUUCAUCCUGGACCCCAAAGAGUUGGACGAUGUUUAUGACGGGUAUGAAGUGUCAGACGACAGCUUCUUCCAGAACAUGAUGAGCUUCUACAACUUUUCAGCGCGAGUGAUGGCCGACCAGCUGAGAAAGACACCCAACAAAGACCAGUGGAGUAUGACACCUCCUACAGUUAACGCCUACUACAUGCCCACAAAAAAUGGCAUAGUCUUUCCUGCUGGAAUCCUUCAAGCUCCGUUCUAUGCCCACAACCAUCCCAAGUCACUGAACUUUGGUGGGAUCGGAGUGGUGAUGGGUCACGAGCUUACUCACGCCUUUGACGAUCAGGGUCGUGAGUAUGAUAAAGAGGGAAACUUGAGGCCAUGGUGGCAGAACUCGUCUGUGGAGGCAUUUCGUCAGAGGACAGAGUGUAUGGUGGACCAGUAUAGCCACUACACUGUCAAUGGAGAACAUAUUAAUGGAAAACAGACACUGGGAGAAAAUAUUGCUGACAACGGAGGCCUGAAGGCUGCAUACCAUGCCUAUCAGUCAUGGGUCCAGAAAAAUGGAGACGAAAAGAGACUUCCUGCUGUCAACCUGACCAAUGACCAGCUCUUCUUUGUGGGAUUUGCCCAGGUGUGGUGUUCAGUUCGGACACCCGAGAGUGCUCAUGAGAGCCUGGUGACCGAUCCUCACAGCCCUCCCAGGUACAGAGUCAUUGGCACACUUGCCAACUCCCCAGACUUCAGUCGACACUUCAACUGUCCCACGGGGACACCAAUGAACACUGGGAGACGCUGUGUGGUCUGGUAGACAGACUGAGGCUGUCUGGAAUCUGUCAUCGAUCAACAGGUUAUUUAUCAGGAGUUGUACAGGGGGAUACUCAGUGGACUUCACACAGGGACAUGAAGGACUGAUGACGACAAAGAAGCCACGUGAGGAGUUGCUGAUUUCUGCUUCAUCACUGUUAUUGUUUUCGUUAUUAUUAGUGGGCUGUGGUGUGUGUGUGUGUGUGUGUGUGUGUGUGUGUGUGUUUGUGGUUGUGUUUGUGUUUGUGUUUGUGUGUGCGCGUGCGUGUGCGUGUGUCUGUGUGUUGUCAAACAUGAAAGUCUCUCCGAUCUGAUAACAUCACUGUGAUGACAUCUUAGAAAGUUUAAUUAUUACAUCAUAGAUUGUGGUCCUGGAUAUGAUUAUGGUAUGGAUCUAGACUUCUCCAUCGGUUAUUCCAAGAAUUAUUCCAGUUCUCUGAAACAUGAGUGAGGCAGUGAGAUAUUAUGAUGAAUGUUGAAAGAGAACUGUCAGAAAAUGGACCUAGAUUUGUCCUUUCAGAAAGCUCUGCAGGCUUACCUGAGGCGUGGGGCACUUUUUGAGGUGUAGCGAUGAUUAGUUUUGUUUUUGUGACUGAAGUUAAACACUGGAACUUUCCAAAGUGGAUCAUUUCAGAGCAAUGGAAAACAUAAUUUAUGGUGACGACAUCACACCAGAGGCAAAGGGUAUUAUUUUCCUGUGAUGAGAUUUGAUACAAAGUCAGUACAAAGUUAACACAAAUGAUCCUGUGUCCGUACUUUUUAAUAAUUUGUGAAAAGUCACGUUAAAUGUUAGUGUACCAUGAGACACAUUUGAAGGUGUGAAGUCAAACCUCAGCCAAUAAGAAUCCAGCUGCACUGCUGCCAUGUGCCUUGUUCCAUGUUUUUAAGUCACUUCUCUCCUUUUUAAACACCAUUUCCCAUAAUUGUCAGAUGCUCUGAGCUCAUGUUGCCUUCAAAUUCACAAGAAUACAUCCAUCAUGUGGCAUUCACAAAAGCUCAGACUUCAUGAGUUGUGGCCCGUUUGCUGACGUUGUCAGAAAUGAUAGAUGUAUUCCCUCUAACUUUUAUACGAGCCUGCUAAAUUGUUAGUCAAAGUCUUUUCUCCUUUGCCCGGUCCCGACUUCAAAUGUUUCAACUGAAGCCAACAACAUGUCUUCAUGGAUGGGAUUAGCAAGAUCUGCGUCACCUGGCACAUUUAACAUGACUAACAUGACAUUUGGGUCAAGUCCUGUCUUUGCACUGACUUUGUGUGUAAUCACAUUGUGCAAAACAAUUUCAUUGUACAAUAAAUAUGGGACGUUUUGACUGAGAAAGUGCAAACCUCCACUGAGGCUGUUCAGUUUCUGUCUGUGUUAAUACUCUCUAAAAAGACAUUCUCAUCUAAAUUGGCAGUUGGUGAAGGAGGCACUGCAUCUCCACCAAAAUCACAUCAUCAUUUCUUCCUCAGGCCAUCGCAUGCAUCCCCAGAAAAUUCAUCAAAAUGUAUUUUAAACUUUGAGUCAUGCUGCUCACAGACAAACUCGAUCAAAUCCUAACCUCAAAAAACAAACAAAUAGCUAUACAAUAUAAACAGGACUGAAUUUCAAUGUAAAGUUUCAUUUCAGUUGAUUAAUAAACUGAAGUUGUAAUAGAUUAACUUUUUUAAAUUUGAUCAAAACGUAACUUUUUUAAACAUUAACCUCAAAGUGAUUAACCAAAAAUGUGGACGUGUUUUAUUCUGAGAUCAUUAGUUUGUGUGCACAUCAAACCUACUGUAACCACCACUAUACUAGUCUUAUCAUGUUAACCAGGAACAA
Solea senegalensis (Senegalese sole) is the source of this 4289-nucleotide messenger RNA. It is a transcript of the gene ece2b, whose product is annotated as endothelin converting enzyme 2b. NCBI's taxonomy places the organism in Eukaryota, Metazoa, Chordata, Actinopteri, Pleuronectiformes, Soleidae. The transcript has 20 exons. Gene Ontology annotation, cellular component: plasma membrane. Gene Ontology annotation, biological process: protein processing. Gene Ontology annotation, molecular function: metalloendopeptidase activity. The coding region runs from base 200 to 2497 and encodes 765 amino acids. The record is from RefSeq and is a predicted model, not a curated record.